UGGCCUCAGCAAAUCAAAUAUCUCAUGCAAUAGUGACAAUAUGAGGAGAAAUAGUGAUCUAUGGUGUGAACUAAAGAACCUUAGCAUGUUGCGAGAACUAUUGCACAAUCAACUGAACAGCUUACGCAUCCAAAAAGAAUGAAAAAGAAAAUUGAGGAUCUGUUAGAAGACAGUCAGUUUGGGUUUAGGAAAGGUAAAUGCAGUAAGUAGAUAGGCAGUCCUGACAUUCUGCUUGAUAAUGUGGAAGUAUGAGUGAAGAAAAAUCAAGACUCGUUUGUAGGUUCUGUCAACCUGGAAAAACCUUUCGACAAAGUAAAAUUGUGCAAGGUGUUCAAAAUUCUGAGAAAAAUAGCAAUAGGCAAUAGGAAAGAAUGGGUAGUAUGCAAUAUGUACAAGUACCAAGAGAGGACAAUAAGAUUGGAAGACAAAGAAAGAAGUGCUCAGAUUAAAAAGGAUGUUGUAAGAAAAGAAUGCAGUCUUUUGCCCCUACUGUUCAAUGUGUUCUAGAAGAACCAAUGAUGGAAAUGAAAGAAAGAUUCAAGAGUGGGCACUGAUGACAUCAGUCAAGAUGAAAAAGAAUUACAGAAUUUGUUGAGUGAUUGGAAUGAACAGUCUAACGAGUUCAGAAUAUGGAUUGAGGGUAAACUGAAGAAAGAUGAAAGUAAUACGAAGUACCUGAAAUGAGAAUAGCAGGAAAUUUAAGAUCAAAAUUGAUGAUCACAAAGUAAACAAAGUUAAGAAAUUCUGCUACCUUGGAAGCAAAAUAAUCCAUGAUGGACAAAGAAAGGAGAACAUAAAAAGCAGAGUAGUACAGGCAAAGAGGGUGCCCCUGACCAGAAGUAAUGUAUUAGUAUCAAACAAAGGCCUUAAUUUGAGGAAGAAGUUUCUGAGAAUGUAUAUUAGGAGAACAGGAAUGUAUGACAGUGAAUCAUGGACUAUGGAAAAAACCAGAACAGAAGAGAACUGAACGGUUUGAGAUGUGAUGCUACAGAAGAAUGUUGAGAACCAGGUUGGCUGAUAAGACAAGGAGUAAGAAGGUUCUCCACAGAAUUGGUGGAGGAAGGACAUAUCGAAAACAUUGACAAGAAGAAUGGCCAGGAUGAUAUGACACAUUUUACGAUAUCAGGGAAUAACUUCCAUGGUGCGACUUGGAACUUUGGGGGUAAAAACUGUAGAGGAAGACAGAGAUUGGAAAGCAGCCAACAAGUAGUUGAGGGUGUUGAGUGCAAGAGCUACUCUGAGAUGACGAGUUCGGCACAGAAGAGGAAUUUGUUGCAUGCCGCACCAGGCUGAGAAAAUCAGUCUUCGACCUCGACCAAUUGCACCUAAACCAGUAAUGUUCCUAAUAUCACCAGAGACUGCAGUAGUAGGCACAGAUAGUACACAAGACAAUCCAUCCAGUAUCCGUCUUACUGAUUUACCUUCCAUUGAUGAAACUAUGGAAAGUACUCCUCUUGUUGAGGAAAACACUGUUGAUGACAUCAAGAACAGAGACAAAACAUCCUCAGUGAAUGAAAAUGAUUUUGCAGAAACAAAGGAUAAUGAAGAUGAUAUUACUGCGUUAGUUGUGGCAAGUUCAAAUAUUCGUUCAUCACCUAAAGGGAGAACCAGUGCUGCUGGCAGAAAGAAAUCUAAAUAUAUAAGAGAUGUAGAAACAUCGCUUUCAUUAUUACUCCCAGACAGCAUAGAAGUAGCUGAGGAAAAGGCAUUUAGUUUUGCACAGGCCUAUUUCCUGAAGGUGAAAGAGACAUUGGAAGGGAAGGAUAGCGAUACUUAUCAACUGUUUUUGGAAGUUCUAAAUGAUUUUGGAAGCAAAAUAGCUACUGUUCCUGACUUGUACAGGAAGGUGUCUUCUGUUCUGCACAACUACCCUGAUCUUGUCUCUGAAUUUGUAGUUUUCCUUUUGCCAGAGCAAGCAAUGCAAUGUGGGAAAUUAAUGGAAUAUUUGAUACUCACAAAGAUGAGCAACUUUUUCAAGAGGCUGGAAGUAUAUUUUAAAAGACAGCCACAACAGCUACGCAAAAUCUACACUGCUCUUACACUUCUGAGCACACAAACAAAUGUAACCAUGAAUGAUGUGCGUAGUGCUGUUUUACCAUUAUUGAGAGGUAACAGCUUUCUCAUUGAAAGUUUAUUGGAAAUUAUACCACAAGAGCAUCUUCCAGACAGUCUGUCGACUGAUUUUGAUGAGAUGGGUUGUGCUGAAGUUGACAGUGACAACUUGGGAGAUGAUGAUCAAAUGGAAACAUUAAUUGUUCCUGAUCAAGAAGACAAAUAUGGCAGUGAUACUUGUAUAUGUACAUGUCACAACUCCACCAAACAAAAGUAUCGUUCCCGAAUACAUCAUUGUGUACCAUGCGGAACAAAGUUCAUUCAUGGAAGAGUCUUCAUGCAAAUAGGAAAGGUUCUUCGACCAGCAAAGGUAAUUUUUCCAGAUUGUGACAUGACAGCAUGUAUUGAGAGACUGGCACCUAAACAGUGUAUUAAGAAGACGCGCAAAAAAGAUAGUGGACACAAUGAACCAGGUGCUUUGAAGGAAACAUCACCAUCCAAAGCAACACUGAAUCCAACUGUGAUGCAGCACAACAGCUGCUCACAGUCAGAUAUUAGCAAUUUGGCAGGCAAGGAUGCAGUUAAACCAAAAAAUAUUAAACCACGAGCUGUGAACAGGAACAACAAAGUUCUUGAAGGUAUUCGUCCAGAUACUAGCAAUACCAGAAACAAUCUUCGCUUUUCUCAAGCUACCAGAAGCAGCAGAAGUGGUACCCUCAAAGUGUGCAUCAAAGUUCCAAAACUAAGUGGAGAAAAUAAAACUGGUAACAGCUCCUUGUCCAAGAGAGGUUCUGUAAAACGAUCAAGAAGCAGCUCCAGAAAUAGAGUUCGACAAAAGUCGCUUGAGUCAGGAACUAAAUCACCACCACCAUCUGAUAAACAAACUUUAGAUGGUGCUUGUUCCACGUGUAUAACAAGCACCCAAGAAAAGAAUGAGAAAAUUCAAGAUUGUCAGCUACAUAAACCACCUGCCAAGAAACAAUGUAGAUUAAUGGACAAUGUGUCCACUGUGGAAUCAGUUGUGCAUAACAAUUCUAUAGAAGUUUCUCUUAAUGAGGUGGGUAGCUGUAAUGUGUCCUUAGACAUGCAGUUGCUAAAGCAGCCAUCAGUAACAUUAAAAUGUAUAACUGAAAGUGAUGAAACAGUCCAUUGCAGCCCUGAUGAUAAUACUCUCAGUGUUGACAGUACAUUAUCCAGAAAUGAAGAUAGUUUCAACUGUGGUGAUUCUUGUGCAUCAUCUAUAAUGAACAAAGUAACUGACACUGCACCUGUCAAGUUGGUUGCUGAAAUGGAACAACAUAAUCAGCAAAAUGAAGGUACUUCCCCAUGUUUAGGAAGUGAUGAGGUACAAUCCAGCUCAAAAGAUUCUAACGUUAUUGAGCCGCUUGAACAAGAGUAUGGAAAGAGCAGUGAGGAGAGUGUUAGUGUUUCAAAUUCUCACCAAGUAAUAGUUGAAAGAAACACUAGAGAUGACUUGGCCUUUCAUGUAUGCUCUUCUGAUUCAAUAUCAGAGGACACUACACAGAUGACAUGGACGAAAGAAGAAGAUAAAGUUAUACUGAAAAUGUUUCAGCAGGAAUGUGCUACAGAAAGAAUACUUUACAUGAUACGUCAACAACUGCCUCAGCGAUCUGUAGAACAGAUUCAGAACAGAUUUCAGACGCUGAUGAAUCUAUUACAGAAAAUGACUGGAGUUCGUAUGGAUGAUGAUAAGGGAGUGUGAAUGAAUUAUAUUUAUUGUUUUGUAAUUUGUGAAAUUAAAAUUAUUUAUGUAAGUUAUUGACAUGAUUGCAGUGUUUGGUUGAUUUUUGUAACUAAUUAAAUGUGUAUUAUUUAUGGUGAAACUCUCCCAGUAUGAAAGUGUCUCAUUUUUAGGGUGAGUGUUAAUUUGACAUAUUAUGACUUGGUCUCAGAUGGUGAAACCCCCAAUACAGUACACACAUAAAAAUGCAGUGCUUGGAGCUUUCAGAACCCGAAGUUCCUUCUUAAGGAUAGAAGUUAGUAUUAUAGGUGGACAUGAUAGGGGAAGGAAUAUGGAGUACUGAAAGCUGGGAGUACUGUCUAUUUAUAUUUGUGGGUGUCUGCCAACUGUUCUGAGUAGUGCCUCCUGAAAGUGGGUACCAAUCAGACUGACUGUCAGUUUGUAAUGCAAUAAACUUCUAAAUUGAA
Schistocerca serialis cubense is the source of this 4221-nucleotide messenger RNA. RefSeq lists its product as uncharacterized. The transcript is spliced from 9 exons. Gene Ontology annotation, molecular function: transcription coregulator activity. Gene Ontology annotation, biological process: regulation of DNA-templated transcription. The coding region runs from base 1277 to 3775 and encodes 832 amino acids. Gene Ontology annotation, cellular component: nucleus. The record is from RefSeq and is a predicted model, not a curated record. Lineage: Eukaryota; Metazoa; Arthropoda; Insecta; Orthoptera; Acrididae.